Molecule: messenger RNA, 1059 nt
Organism: Fonsecaea multimorphosa CBS 102226
Lineage: Eukaryota; Fungi; Ascomycota; Eurotiomycetes; Chaetothyriales; Herpotrichiellaceae
Exons: 2
Coding region: 1-1059 (352 amino acids)
Source: RefSeq, a predicted model, not a curated record
AUGCCGUUCCUCGCUCAGCUGCAGCCCAUCGUUGCCAUCCUCGGAGAAGGCAGCAUCCUCAGGAAUGCUCAAGCCUCAGCCUUAUCAUGGCACCACGUCCUUCCGCGCCUGAUCCCUGCUCCGCAGGCGCUCCUCAAGCACGAGCAGACUGGAAGGCUUCCGACGCAGACAGGCAUCGUAAGCGGAAUCUAUUCGGGAAACUUCCGUCACGAGCUGAAUUUCUUCACUCGCCUACUUCACCCGGGUGAGCUCAAAAAGUUCCAAAUCGAGGUGGUUGAGGUUUGCAGAAAUGAAGAGUACAACAACAGGAAAGACUUUAUCUUCGGCGUCAACGACUAUGGCGUGCUUCACGCGCUCUCUUGCCUUGGUUGUCUAAUGUCAUGCUUUGCUUCUCGCUGGAGGCUCAACUUCAAAGAGGAGAACCCCCGGAACCCAGAGGAUGUCAUACCAGAUGGAGAUGUCGUCAUCUACUACCCUGGUCCAGGAGCCUUUCGAGUGAUCCGAUGCAAUGAAGUCGUAUCUCGUCUUUGUUUCCUGGCAGAAGAAUGUGAAUACCUGCUUAAUGACAACUGGUAUCGCACGCUCGCCAUGGCUGGCUCGGUGACACUCAUUUUUGGUCUAAUUUGCUUGGGAAACGCGCAUAUCAUUUUGCAGAUCAGCUUCGCUACUGCAUACAUCAUCCUGAACGCUCUCUAUUGGGCUUCCUCAGCGUAUCAUGAGAGACACCAUUGGUCCCAUGCGUACAAGGUCAAUCCUAUCGAGAUGCACCUCCCUACGCGCAAGGGGACUAACCUCCACGAUGUCGAGAUAUCCCAACAAGGCCCAGUCAACAGUCCUGUCUCGCCUUCGCGGAAAUCGACGGUGCUGUUGGAGGCCAACGGCCCUCAGCCUCCCAAGCGGAGGCUGAGUCUGGCGAACCUCCGUAAAAUCAGCAGUUUGACCAUUUCAAGGAGGCAAGCUGAGGCGGUGGACAAGGUGAAGCUGCCCGAGUCCCUGGAGAGUUUCACUGACAUUUUGUGGAUCGCCAUUGCAUUGACGCGAAACACUCGGUGGUUGUGA